This is a messenger RNA of Brassica rapa (field mustard), 3597 nucleotides long. RefSeq names its product pentatricopeptide repeat-containing protein At5g46100. The record is from RefSeq and is a predicted model, not a curated record. Lineage: Eukaryota; Viridiplantae; Streptophyta; Magnoliopsida; Brassicales; Brassicaceae. Gene Ontology annotation, molecular function: protein binding.
AAUAAUGGAAGCACCAAAGUGAAGAUGUUCAAGUGGUUGAAAGAAAUCACGCCUUCACAGGUUAUCAAACUGAUGAUAGCUGAAAAGGACAAGGAAAAGUUAAUUUCGGUUUUCGACUCCGCAACAGCGGAAUACGCAAACGGGUUCUUACACGACCAGAGCUCUUUUGGUUAUACGGUCUCGAGGUUGGUCUCCGCCAACAAAAUCAAAGCAGCUGAAGAUCGCAUUGCAAGAAUGAAGACUGAGAACUGUGCUGAUAGUGAAGAUGUAUUGCUUUUGAUAUCCAGAGGUUACGGUAGGGUUCACAUGCCAUUUGAUUCAUAGGAUUUUGACUGUGAUCUUACCCACAAGGGUUACGUUACUGUUCUUGCGAUUCUCGUGGAAGAGAAUCAGUUAAAGUUGGAUUUUAAGUUUUACAAGAAUAUGAGAGAAAUUGGUUUGCCUCCUACCGAACGUGUCUUACACGUUGCGUCUCUCAAUGUUCUGACCAAAGCCCUCUGCAUAAAUAAGAAGACGGUGGAUGCUGGUGUUAAGAUAUUUCUUGAAAUGCCUAAACGAGGGUGUGAUCUGGAUUCUUACACAUAUGGAACCUUGAUUAGUGGUUUUUGUCGGUUCGGGAGGAUAGAUCAGGCGAAGAAGUUGUUUGAGAUGAUGGUUGAAAGAGAUUGUUUACCUGUCACAUAUACGUCUAUGAUCCACUAUUUGUGUGGAUCGAUGAAUGUUGAGGAAGCAUUGAGAUAUUUAGAAUAGAUUAAAAGUAAAGACAUAGAACCGAAUGUUUUCACAUAAUUUCUUGACGGACUCUGCAAAGAUGGGCGAGCUUUGCAAGCCAUGGAGUUGUUUGAGAUGAUGAUGGCUAGAGGAUGUAGGCCAAACAUGGUAACCUACAGCACUCUGAUCACCGGUCUCUGCAAGGAGGGAAAGAUUCAAGAAGCAGUUGAGCUUCACUAUAGAAUGAAUCUUCAGGGGUUGAAGCCUGAUGAUGGGUUUUACGGGAAAGUAAUAGUAGUCCGAGGUCUUUGUACAAGUUAUCCAACUCGCACAUUUACUCUAUAUCUAAGCAUGAGGAGUAUAGGAAUCUCGGUUUAGAUUGAGACAUUAGAUUCUUUGGUGAAGUGUUUGUGCAAAAAGGAAGAGUUUCAGAAAACAGUUCAGUUAGUUAUCGAGAUAGUGGCUGAUGGGUGUAUUCCAAAUAAAGGAACAUGGAAGGUUCUUGUAGGUCACACAUUGGAUAAAACGAUCGUUGGAGAUGCUUCUUCAGAGUCUCUUCUCAGAGAUUUGGAGGUCUAAAUACAAGGAAGAUUAGAUGAUUACAGCUGAAACAAACAUGUGGUAACAGUUGACCACAUUCUGAUCAAACAUAACCACGGCGCCAAACACUAAAACAUCAUAAUGGCAUUUGCAAAGUAUAUAACUGUAGUCUGUAGCUUUUAGAGCGUUCCUUAGGAAGAACAGCUUUGCCAUCGAUUAUCUAGAAACCACUGGCUGUGGCAAGUCCAUAACAAACAGUUCCAUUUAAGUCCCUGUCAAAAUCAGUGAAGCUUCACAGAUGCAAACCGUUUGUGAAAAUCGUCGACAAGGCCUGUCUAGUGAGCGAAAACUGUCGCAAUAGGUAAGGGGAUAGCUAGAUGAGUUGUGGUCUUAAUUGUCUGACUUAUAACCUUGUGUAUAAAUUGUUAUUUUCGAUAUCAAGAAAAUCCUGAGCCUUCAAGAGUGGAAUUUUCUCUUCUUUGAUCGUGCCACCAGCACCAUUGACCCCAGCUUCUUCAUCAACCUUAGUCGCCAUAACACUCAAGAUCCAAAUUCUUUGUUUUUCUUUCUUUUUUCUUGUUUUAGAAUGCUGUGUUGAUUCUCUGUUUGGAGUAGAUGCUUGAGUCCAUACAACAGUGGCUGCUUACCAAAAUAUGGGAUUCCUAUCAACUAAAAUUUUUGACUUCUGACCCUAGAUAAAAUAUACCAAACAUAUGUAAAGUUUGAUGUCUCUAAUUUUGUCAUUAUCAUGCUAUAUGAUAGAUAGUUAAUCACACUUUGACACAUGUCCAUUUUCAACUAAAUCCAAAUAUAUUAUAUUAUAUAAAAAAAUAUAGUUCAAAAUACCAAAAGGAUAUAUAAAUAGCUAAAUAAUUAGAAAAGUAAAAAUCCAGUUAAAAAAAACCUAAAUAUUCAGAAAUAUAUGAUCAAUUUUAAUUAGAAAUAAAAUAAUUAAAAAAGGGAAAAUAAUCAAAUUGUUGGUUCUUUGCUGAUUUUGUAAACUUUGUUAUUAUUUUUUGCGAGUGAUGUAAUCUGAUUUUCCUUUUAAGUUUAUUCAUCUAACAAUAAUAAAAGGAAGAUAUAUUCAAAGGAAAGCAUGUCCACGUCAGAUUAAAAAAAUCAGCCAAUGAGAGAGUUUGGUUUGCUAUGUCACCAUCGCUUUUGACUAAAGAAGAGUGAAACCGGGUUUUUGCGUGGGCUUUCAAAUUACGUUAUGGCCCAAAUUAAACAUAAUAUGCCUAAACCUAUGUUCAGUCGUCAAACUCCGUCUCUUCCGUUUCGUUUCAACCAAUCCUAAACUCUGUCUUGCCAUUACUGCGAACUUUACUUCGUCAAUCAAUGAUGUUCUUUACUCACUUCGUUCCACCUCCCAUUGAUUCUUUUCGUAUAUAAAUCGCAUCGUCUAAACCUAAAUCCAUCCAAAAUUGAAAAGAUAUUCUCUCACACCUCUGUUCUCACUGUCAUUGACGAUAUCCGACUAUCUCUCUAUUCACAUGAAGACUUCCAAGCUUAGUGUGUGGACUUAGGGGGAACCUUACCGUCAGUUCAGUGUCAUCCCCACAUGUUUUUAAGGACUACGAUGUCCAACCCACCAUUGAUUACUUCAACUGGUUGGGUUCUAACCCAGAGAUUGAAAAGCUGAUGAAUGCAGAGGAGGUUACAAAGGCUGAGAUAGUGACAGCUGGAAAAAUCUAUGCUUACAUCAAAAAGAAAUUUGCCAGGGAAGGUCGUUCAAAUGCGUAUCUAGAUCUUGGUGCUGGGCCUGCUGGCCAUGAGAUGCAUGCCCUCCCCGAGUUUUAAUUUAUGUCAUUGGUCAAACACACAAGUUCAGGGUCAAAGUGUCAGAAUACAACUUCUCAGGAAAGACUCAGACUAUAACUGUUAUGAAGAUUGUAUCUGCAGUAGUUUUGCCACCUUUAACAACUCCACCCGAACUCCCACUUGCCACCAAAUCUAAAGUGGCACUGCCUUCUGCAAGUGAUGUGGGUGCAUCUUCCAAAAGCUGUGUAUACGUUGCUGAAGAGGGAAAAAGAGUACCAGUAACAAUAACAGUGAUGAAUUACAGAAAGCAAAGCGUUCUAAACAUAUGAAAUAGAGCUACCACCACUCAUACCUUCCCUUUUUCAGUUUGAGCUUUUAAUUAAAAUUCAUCUUUCAGUGUUGCUUUAGUUAAGUAUUUUCAAACAGUUUACUUAUUUGGUUAGACUAGAACUUUCAAUAGAAUACGUAAUGCUUUAGUAGUGAUUUGCAAGUACUUGAUAUUUUGUAUCAUAAUCCCGGAUUCUCUGCUGAGUGUAUGCUGUUGAAGCACUUCAUUUAAAUUGAUAUCACAUACCUCUUCAGCCA